Molecule: messenger RNA, 213 nt
Organism: Plenodomus lingam JN3
Lineage: Eukaryota; Fungi; Ascomycota; Dothideomycetes; Pleosporales; Leptosphaeriaceae
Source: RefSeq, a predicted model, not a curated record
AUGAGCCUCUUGAGCCUUCAAAUCAAGACCGAGAGCCUAGUGUUUACGCAAUUAAAAGCAACGCAUGCCAUUUCUCGUCAGGCCUUAUGUUCGGUCGCACUCGCUUCCUUCGACAUUGGCAAAGCGACACGUGCAACUCCUCUGCCCAGGUGCAGGUACCAGCUGGUUUCUGUCCAAGAUGCCAAAGCAAACACCAAACUCUGCCCAGACUGA